AUGGACCAACCGGAUCUGUCAAAUAGCAUAUCGCUGCACCCUCAUCCCUUCAGAACCCAGUCGGACUCGGCCAGCCGCCUAGCGAGAACACAAUCACCCCGCCCUUCAAUGGCAGCAAACGGCGCAAGCACCGGCGUGGAGGCCACAGAGGGCGGCGACGAGGGCGCCGUUGCCCGGCAUUCUCCAUCCACCCCAGGCGAUGUCGAGGUUGAGAGCCAGCGGGCCGGUCGGUUUCCCCUUGUCGGCGCCGGAAACGACCCUUACGGCCUGUCCCAGAGAUACAAGACGGCCUCGGAGUUGGCAGAAAUCAAGGCAAACACAUCUAGGAAACGUGAUGCUGCUCACCAGCCAGGCCCUACCGUCCCCGCCAAGGCGUCCACGACCGGCACGCUCGCGGGGUAUAUCAAACCCUUUGGGCGCAAAGCAACUACCGCGCGCCGUCUCGAGGGCUUUUACCAAGCUCAGAACGAGACCAUUGAGCGGUUGCUUAAAAGCGUCGAGGAGCACUGCGCCGAAGCGCGCCAGGAGCAGGGCGACGACCAUCUCAAGUUCAAGAUCGCCGUCUGGGGCUCACUCGUCGCCAAUCUCGUCCUCGCCGCGCUGCAGCUCUACGCCGCCAUCUCGUCCGGCUCGCUCUCGCUCUUCACCACCAUGGCCGACGCCAUCUUCGACCCACUCUCCAACGUCACCCUCAUCCUCACCAACCGCGCCGUCCGCCGCGUCGACCCGGCCCGCUUCCCCUCGGGCAAGGCCCGCCUCGAGACGGUCGGCAACAUCGUCUUCUGCUUUCUCAUGACGGCCGUCUCGCUCAUCAUCAUCGCCUUCGCCGCCAGGGAGCUCGCCGAGAGCUCGGAUGAGCUCCGGCCCUUCUUCCUGCCGUCCAUCAUCUCGGUCUGCAUCGCCUUCGGCACCAAGCUCGCCCUGUUCCUCUACACGUGGUCCAUCAAGGACAAAUACUCGCAGGUGCGCAUCCUGUGGGAGGACCACCGCAACGACCUGCUCGUCAACGGCUUCGGCAUCCUCACCUCGGUGGGCGGCAGCACGCUGGCCUGGUGGCUCGACCCGGCGGGCGCCAUCUUCCUGUCGGUGGUCAUCUCGUCGCUGUGGCUGCGCACCGCCUUCACCGAGUUCCUGCUGCUCGUCGGCGUCGUCGCGCCCGUCGAGAUCCAGCAGCUGAUUACGUAUGUCUGCCUCACCCACUCGCCCGCCAUCCGCCAGAUCGACACCGUGCGCGCCUACCACUCCGGCCCCCGCCUCAUCGCCGAGGUCGAUGUUGUCAUGGACCCGGACGCCACCCUCAUGGACACCCACGACAUCGCCGAGGAGCUGCAGAUGAAGCUGGAGCGCCUGCCGGAUGUUGAGAGGGCGUAUGUGCAUGUGGAUUAUGAGACCACCCAUAAGCCGGAGCAUGCGUUCAAGAAGGAUUUGUAA
This is a messenger RNA of Chaetomium fimeti, 1431 nucleotides long. RefSeq lists its product as uncharacterized. Gene Ontology annotation, cellular component: membrane. The coding region runs from base 1 to 1431 and encodes 476 amino acids. Gene Ontology annotation, molecular function: monoatomic cation transmembrane transporter activity. NCBI's taxonomy places the organism in Eukaryota, Fungi, Ascomycota, Sordariomycetes, Sordariales, Chaetomiaceae. Gene Ontology annotation, biological process: transmembrane transport; monoatomic cation transport. The record is from RefSeq and is a predicted model, not a curated record. The transcript has a single exon.